Molecule: messenger RNA, 213 nt
Organism: Linum tenue
Lineage: Eukaryota; Viridiplantae; Streptophyta; Magnoliopsida; Malpighiales; Linaceae
Source: the annotation of a GenBank genome assembly
AUGGCUCCCACGCUGCUGAUUGUCGCCGCUUUCUUCCUCGCCGUCGCCGCCGAACAGAGAUGCACCACAGGGAGGGUGGAGGCGGAUGUGAACAGCAAUGGGUACUGCGUUUACGAGUCAGAUAUAGCGACCUGGUUAGGAGCCGACGCGUUGGUGCUGUUGCUAGUGAAUCAACUCUUGGUGAUGGAGAUGACUCGGUGCCUGAUGUGGUAG